GCGGCUGCAGCUGGCGCCGCGUCUGCCCCGCGUGCCCAGAGCAGAUUCUGCCCGCCGCCCCCGGAGCCCUCUGCGCCCCGCUGAGCCCGCGAUCGCUUCCUCUCUGUGACCGACCGGCGCUGCAGCUUAGAGCCUGGCAAUGCCGUUUGGGUGUGUGACUCUGGGUGACAAGAAGAACUAUAACCAGCCAUCGGAGGUGACUGACAGAUAUGAUUUGGGACAGGUCAUCAAGACCGAGGAGUUCUGUGAAAUCUUCCGGGCCAAGGACAAGACAACAGGCAAGCUGCACACCUGCAAGAAGUUCCAGAAGCGGGACGGCCGCAAGGUGCGGAAGGCUGCGAAGAAUGAGAUCGGCAUCCUCAAGAUGGUGAAGCACCCCAACAUCCUGCAAUUGGUGGAUGUAUUUGUGACCCGCAAGGAGUAUUUCAUCUUCCUGGAGCUGGCCACGGGGAGGGAGGUGUUUGACUGGAUCCUGGACCAGGGCUACUACUCGGAGCGAGACACGAGCAACGUGGUGCGGCAGGUCCUGGAGGCCGUGGCCUACUUGCACUCUCUCAAGAUCGUGCACAGGAACCUCAAGCUGGAGAACCUGGUUUACUACAACCGGCUGAAGAACUCGAAGAUCGUCAUCAGUGACUUCCACUUGGCUAAGCUAGAGAAUGGCCUCAUCAAGGAGCCCUGUGGGACCCCCGAGUACCUGGCCCCGGAGGUGGUAGGCCGGCAGCGGUAUGGACGCCCCGUGGACUGCUGGGCCAUCGGCGUCAUCAUGUACAUCCUGCUUUCGGGCAACCCGCCCUUCUAUGAGGAGGUGGAGGAAGACGACUAUGAGAACCACGAUAAGAACCUCUUCCGCAAGAUCCUGGCUGGUGACUACGAGUUUGACUCUCCAUACUGGGACGACAUUUCUCAGGCCGCCAAGGACCUGGUCACAAGGCUAAUGGAGGUGGAGCAAGAUCAGCGGAUCACAGCAGAAGAGGCCAUCUCCCACGAGUGGAUUUCUGGCAACGCUGCCUCCGAUAAGAACAUCAAGGAUGGUGUCUGUGCCCAGAUUGAAAAGAACUUCGCUAGGGCCAAGUGGAAGAAAGCUGUGCGAGUGACGACCCUCAUGAAACGGCUUCGAGCACCGGAGCAGUCCAGCUCGGCUGCAGCGCAGUCCACCCCGGCCACAGACACUGCCACCCCCGGGGCUGCAGACCGUAGUGCCACCCCAGCCACCGAUGGCAGUACCACUCCAGCCACUGACGGCAGUGUUACCCCAGCCACUGACGGGAGCGUCACACCAGCCACUGAUGGGAGCGUCACUCCAGCUACCGACAGGAGCGCUACUCCAGCCACUGAUGGGAGAGUCACCCCAGCCACAGAAGAGAGCACUGUGCCCACCACCCAAAGCAGUGCCACACCAGCCACCAAGGCAGCUGCCACCCCUGAGCUGGCUGUGGCCCAGCCGGACCGCACAGCCCCAGAGGGCACCACAGGCCAGGCUCCACCCUCUAGUAAAGGGGAAGAGGCUGCUGGCUUUGCCCAGGAGUCUCGGAGGGAGACUAGCUGAGUGGGCGGCCUGGUGGGGGUCAGGGGAUGGCAGGAGGGUGGGAGAGUGGAUGAGGGGCUUCUCACUGUACAUAGUCACUGGCAUGAUGCCCUCACUCCCCCACUCCCUGGCUUCCCGUGGGGCGUCCCUGGGGGGCCACGGGAGAACAGUCUUGUCUCCUGUGUGUGUGUGUGUGUGAGUGGUGGGCAGGCCAGAGGCAGGGCCGGCCCCAGCCCCUGCAUGGAUUCCUCGUGGCUUUUCUGUCUUUUGCUAGCUUCACCAGUUUCUGUUCCUUGUGGGAUGCUGCUCUAGGGAUACUCAGGGGGUCCCUGCUCUCCUUUCCCUUCCCUUCUUGCCUCACCGUUUCCCCAGGCAGGCCCUGCAGAUCCCAUUUCUCGCGGGCCCUAAACUGGGCGGCCUUGCCCUGAGAGCUGGUCCUCCAGCGAGGCCCUGUCAGCAGUCCUAGGCUCCUGCACCGAAGGUGUGUGCCUGCGGGUGUGGGCUGCUCCAGGAGUGGACACAGGCUGGAGAGAGGAUGGAGACAUCUAGGGCAGUGUGCUUCAGGUCAAGACUGGUCACGUGGCUGGGGGUGCUGCUUGCCAGCCGUCGGAGGGCCUCAGAAGUGGAAGAGAAUGAAUAGGAGGGUAGAGGCUUCCAUCUUUGUCCCUGGGACAUCCUCCCUAAACCCUUAUGUUACUUCCUGCCCUCCUGAGUCCUGCAGCGGGUUGCUCUGUACCCUGAAGCUCAUGCGCCUCUAGGGAAAGGAGGAGCUAUAAGGGGAUGGCAGUGAGACCUGGGAUGGCAGAGCAGGACCAGCACCUGUGCCUCAGCCGAGCUGGGUCCUUACUGUGGGCCAAACAGUGGCUCUCCCUAAAUGUUUCCCCCGCCCCCCAUGGGCUCAGCCCAUAAGUCCUCUCCAUCCCAGGGGACCUGCCUCCAUAGUCUGAUGUGGGGGUUUGUCCUUCACAGGGGCAACUUUCUGUUGGUUCAGCAACAAAAAAGGAAAGGAACCCCUCUAUUUCUAUGGUUUAUUUCUGUCAGAGGCCCAGGUGCCUCAGCCGUGUUGAGUUGCUUGGGCUGGGAUGAGAAAGUAGAAUAAACCUCCCCAGGUCCCUGAGAAAGUCUUCGGACAGGUGCCCUUUGUCAGACUCCACCACAGCCUGGACAGGCAGCCACACUGGUCCUUGCCCUUGCUUGGCACUCCGUGGUGGUCCUGCCCUUCUCCCUGCAUGCCUGUGGGUCUGCUCUGGUGUGUGAAGGUUGGUGGGCUGAUUGUGUGCC
Messenger RNA from Tupaia belangeri chinensis (Chinese tree shrew), 2809 nucleotides. RefSeq names its product CaM kinase like vesicle associated (gene CAMKV). Gene Ontology annotation, molecular function: protein kinase activity; ATP binding. The transcript has 12 exons. NCBI's taxonomy places the organism in Eukaryota, Metazoa, Chordata, Mammalia, Scandentia, Tupaiidae. The coding region runs from base 140 to 1549 and encodes 469 amino acids. The record is from RefSeq and is a predicted model, not a curated record. Gene Ontology annotation, biological process: protein phosphorylation.